UCUCUCUCUCUCCCCCUGGCCCUGGAGGAAAACCUCAUUUUCUCUCUCUAAACCUGCAGCAUCUUCACUCUCUGUUUGCUAACCAACACUAGACCCAUUCUAGCCGUUGUGGGUCAAAUAACUUGACCACACAUUAAGACCUUCAAGUGUCUGCCACCACCUCCAAAGAAAACCCUCGUGAACUCCAUGUAAAAAAGAUCUCAGAUUUAAUGAAGGAAACGGGUCACUUGCAACUUUGCCUCUAAUUCAGAAACGGAUCAUGACCAGAGUUGUUCGUGACCGGAUACUUAAGGAUGCUAAUGGUGAUAUUAGUGAUCAUCUUCGAAACCAUAUUCAUUUAACAAACUGUAUUCAUUUGAAAAACCAUAUGCAUAAAAAUAGUCCUAUAAUGACCGACAGGUCCCUUAUUAGGGACCUGGUUGUUCUUCAACGGUCACGAUCUUUAAGGGAUCCGUCUAUGAGUCCACCACCAUUUCAGUCUCCUUCUGCCCUUGAUCUGUUACCCAAAAGGAUAGAAAAGGAGGCUGCUGCUAGCGGCAAUGGAAGGCGGUCAAUUGGUUUAUCGGGCAACUCGUCAUCAAAUGUGGGUCCUGGGGAUGCAAGUCGUAGAAGAAACAAGAAAGAAGAAUCGAGUGGGAGGAGUUUUGGUUCUGGUUUGGUUGGAAGUAAAGAUGAUUCUCCGCUAGAUGCUGUUAAUUUGGCUCGUGAUAUUUAUCCGGGAAGUUCUGAUUCGAAGAGUAAACAAAAUGUGCGCAAAAGCAAGCAAGAUGAUCAUAUCAAGACUCUUUCUCGUCAUGAUGUCCCGAUGGAAAGUGACAAUGUGGCUUCUUCGCACAAUCGUUUACAUGGAAGACAAGGUGUUGUGGAGGUUGAAUCAGGCAUACAUAGCCACGGUCUUAAUAGAGUUAAAAGGCGGCGGUUUCGUGGCGGAAGGAGAGUUCCUCGUGCGGCAGUAGGCGGUGGAGCUAAAAACGAGAUGUCCAUGGCUUCUAAUUUCGUAGCUCAUAUGGAGGAGAGACAAGUUGAAUAUGGCGGCGGCGAGCAGAAUGUUACAGGAGGUCCCAAAAAUGGUUGUGGGAUUCCAUGGAAUUGGUCACGAAUUCACGAUAGGGGGAAAUCUUUUCUUGAUAUAGCCGGAAGAAGUCUCUCCUGUGGUUUAUCGGACUCCAGAUCAAAAAGAGGCGGUCCACGGGAUUCUGUUCAAAUGCCCGUUAUGUCCGAUCACUCUAGUUCAUCCACGAAUGGCGAAUCGUUGCCUUUAUUGAUGGAUGGUUCUCAAGAAAGCGCGGAAAAUCCGGCUGCAUGGGUUCAUGAUUAUUCCGGUGAAUUAGGGAUUUAUGCUGAUAACCUUUUGAAUAGCGAGAUUGACUCGGAUCUUGCUUCAGAAGCAAGAUCCAGCAACCAAAGACGGAAGGUUCGAAUUCAUGACAAUUCUAGGCACCAAAAUCUCACUCAAAAGUACAUGCCAAGAACAUUCCGAGAUCUAGUCGGCCAGAAUUUGGCCGUUCAAGCUCUCUCCAACGCUAUUGCCAAAAAGAAAGUCGGUUUGCUUUAUGUAUUUUACGGGCCCCAUGGCACUGGAAAGACCUCGUGUGCCCGUAUAUUUGCUCGAGCUUUAACUUGCCAAUCUUUAGAUCAUCCAAAACCUUGCGGAUAUUGCCAUUCUUGUGUAGCACACGAUAUGGGCAAGAGUCGGAGCGUAAGAGAAGUGGGUCCCAUGAAUAAUCUUGGCUACAAGGGUAUUACGGAACUUAUUGAGAAUAUGAUAGUUUCUCAGCUACCGUCACAGUACCGAGUGUUCAUCAUCGAUGAUUGUGAUACUUUGCCUCCAGAUUGUUGGAGUGCCAUAUCUAAGGUUAUUGAUCGAGCUCCCAGGCGUAUGGUUUUUGUACUAGUCAAUUCGAGUCUUGACGUUUUGCCACAUAUAAUCGUUUCCAGGUGCCAGAAGUUUUUCUUUCCCAAGUUGAAGGAUGCAGAUAUUAUCUAUACAUUACAGUGGAUUGCAACCAAAGAAGAUUUUGAAAUCGAUAAAGAUGCAUUGAAGCUUAUAGCCUCGAGAUCUGAUGGAUCAUUGAGGGAUGCCGAAAUGACGCUCGAGCAGCUGAGUCUGCUCGGGCAAAGAAUCUCCGUUCCUCUUGUUCAAGAACUGGUUGGGCUUAUAUCUGAUGACAAGUUAGUCGAUCUACUCGAUUUAGCAUUGUCAGCAGAUACCGUAAAUACGGUGAAACAUUUAAGAGAAAUUAUGGAGUCGGGUGUUGAGCCAUUAGCUUUAAUGUCACAACUUGCAACCGUAAUAACCGAUAUUCUUGCGGGUAGUUAUAAUUUUAUGAAAGAAAGGCCAAAAAGGAAGUUCUUUCGGCGACAAGCUUUGUCUAAAGAUGAUAUGGAGAAGCUGCGGCUAGCAUUAAAGACGUUAUCUGAAGCAGAAAAGCAGCUCAGAAUGUCGAACGACAAAUUGACAUGGUUAACAGCAGCGUUAUUGCAGCUUGCUCCCGAUCAGCAGUACGUGUUGCCCACAUCCUCCACGGAUACCAGUAUCCAUCACAGUCCGUUGGGCUUAAGUAAUGGUGGUGGAAGAGAUGGAGCCCGGAAAAGUAACUUUGAACAUGCUGAGAUGAUUGACGGUCAAAGGGGAUUUUCAAAAAGUGGUGGAAAUUCUAGCGGUGUUCAUAGGAAAUCGAAAGAAGGUAUAUAUCGGCAAGAAAUUGAAGAAAUUUGGUUGGAGGUGUUGGAGAACAUUCCGAUAAAUAGCAUAAAAGAGUUCUUGUAUCAUGAAGCAAAGCUGGCAUCACUCAGUUUUGGUGCAGCUCCGACCGUUCAGCUUAUGUUCACUUCUCAUAUGACGAAAUCGAAGGCAGAGAAAUUCAAAACGCAUAUUCUGAAAGCAUUUGAGCAUGUUCUUGGAUCACAUGUUACAAUCGAAAUGAGAAGUGAUCCGAGGAAAGAAGUAGGAAAAGGGCGUGAUAUGCAACUCACAAUACCAGCAUCGCAAGAAGACUUGUAUGCAACACGAAGAAGUGAGAUCGUUGAAGUAGAAGCUUCUCCUCGAGAACCAAAAACCAGGUUGCAUAUUGAUAACCACGAUAAAAUAGAAGCUACUCCAUCUCAUAAGAAUUCGAGCAGUGGCUUCCAAAGAAGAUUAGGGGAACAAAAUCAAUCUAUGAGCCUAGUUAGAGGAAAAGUGUCUCUUGCAAAUGUAAUUCAGCAGGCGGAAUCACAGCGAAAUGGUUGGACGACACACAAAGCUGUUUCCAUUGCCGAAAAGCUUGAACAAGAGAAUCUGAGACUUGAACCAAGAUCAAGAAGCUUGUUGUGCUGGAAGGCAUCUAGAGUUGCUCGUCGGAAGGUUUCGCGUCUGAAAUUUAGAACAAAAAAGCCGCGGGCUUUGCUAAGAUUGGUGUCCUGUGGGAGGUGUCUGUCAAGUAGAUCACCAAGGUAAUACGAAAUCUCCAAUUUAGAGCAUCAAAUUGUAUGGGUCAUUGGGGUUUUGAUUAAUAAUAAGAGAGAGUCAACUCCAAGAACAAUGGAAAAAGGCAAAUGGUGCAUUUCUAGCGUUCAGUGUUCUUUGUAGGCCUUAUUUUGUAUUCUUUGAUUUAGAAAAGUGGGGUUUCAUAAAACUCAUGUCUAUUUAUUUCUCUUUCUGGGGUCGUCUAAAAGUUGGUGGGAAGGCCAUCGGGGACUUUU
Cynara cardunculus var. scolymus (artichoke) is the source of this 3684-nucleotide messenger RNA. Its product is annotated as protein STICHEL-like 4. Gene Ontology annotation, biological process: DNA repair; DNA-templated DNA replication. The record is from RefSeq and is a predicted model, not a curated record. NCBI's taxonomy places the organism in Eukaryota, Viridiplantae, Streptophyta, Magnoliopsida, Asterales, Asteraceae. Gene Ontology annotation, cellular component: DNA replication factor C complex; nucleus; DNA polymerase III complex. The coding region runs from base 260 to 3439 and encodes 1059 amino acids. Gene Ontology annotation, molecular function: ATP hydrolysis activity; DNA-directed DNA polymerase activity; DNA binding. The transcript has 7 exons.